UAAAAAAAAAAUAAAAAUAUUGGAAAAAAAAAAAAAUUGCCUUUGUUUUCUUGCCCUAAUUUACUUAAUCUUCUUAUCUCUCUUGGCCGCCAUACAUCUCCCAUCUUCAAACCCUAAGACAUUUCUCUCUCUCUAUUUCUCUCUAUAGAGAUAUAUAUACAUAUAUUGAUAUGUAUGUAUAAAGGAAUACAUAAUUUCGAAAAGAAAAAUUAUACGUUUCCACGCUCUUAUACUUAUUAGCUUCCGAUCAUUGAUUCAGAAUUCAAAGAAGUUUGGAUCUUUAAUUGAUUGGAGGGUCUGUUGGAGUUGGAGGGUUGUCCAAUAGAUCGGAUUUAGGUUCUGGUAAAUCUCAAGGAUCUCUGAGGAUUAUGUUCUUUGAGAGAAAUUUUGUGUAGAUUUUGAUUGAAACAGUUCAAAAAAAGGUUCUGGUUUUUUUUUGUUUUUCCAAGAGAUGUCGCUUUUGCCUAAAAGCGAAUCGGUUCAAAUUCGGGAGGUAUGGAAUGAUAAUCUUGAAGAAGAGUUUGCAUUGAUCCGAGAAAUUGUGGAUGACUAUCCUUAUGUAGCUAUGGAUACCGAGUUUCCUGGUGUUGUUCUUAGGCCCGUGGGAAAUUUCAAGAGCAAUACUGAUUUUCAUUAUCAAACUUUAAAGGACAAUGUAGACUUACUGAAGUUAAUCCAAUUAGGCCUCACAUUUUCGGAUGAGAAGGGAAAUCUGCCUAAAUGUGGAGUGGAUAAUAAGUAUUGCACCUGGCAGUUCAAUUUCAGGGAGUUUAACCCGAAUGAAGAUGUUUUUGCGAAUGAUUCCAUUGAAUUGUUGAGGCAGAGUGGGUUUGAUUUUGCGAAGAAUAACGAAAAGGGUAUUGAUGCAAAGCAUUUCGGGGAGCUAUUGAUGUCAUCCGGGAUUGUUUUGAAUGAUAAUGUGUAUUGGGUUACAUUUCAUAGUGGAUAUGAUUUCGGGUAUUUGCUUAAGCUCCUCACAUGCCAGAACCUGCCGGACACGCAGGCAGAGUUUUUUACAUUGAUUAAUAUCUACUUUCCGGUAAUAUAUGAUAUCAAGCAUUUGAUGAAGUUCUGCAACAGCCUCCAUGGUGGAUUAAACAAGCUGGCAGAGCUCUUGGAAGUUGAGAGGGUUGGUGUCUGCCACCAAGCCGGUUCAGAUAGCUUGCUCACAGCUUGUACAUUCAGGAAGUUGAAAGAGAACUUCUUUAGUGGCUCGCUGGAGAAGUAUACUGGUGUCUUGUACGGUCUAGGUGUUGAGAAUGGACAGAAUGUUCACUGAAAAAAAAUAAAAAUGUGUGAAAACAAAGAAUUGAUAGUAGAUGUUUAUUGUACUCCAUGUACUUCUUUGUAAACUUUCCAGAUAAAGAUGUUUGAUUGAUGAAAUUAUCUGUUCGUUUCCGUA
Coffea eugenioides is the source of this 1402-nucleotide messenger RNA. RefSeq names its product probable CCR4-associated factor 1 homolog 7. Gene Ontology annotation, molecular function: poly(A)-specific ribonuclease activity; nucleic acid binding. Gene Ontology annotation, cellular component: CCR4-NOT core complex; CCR4-NOT complex; P-body. NCBI's taxonomy places the organism in Eukaryota, Viridiplantae, Streptophyta, Magnoliopsida, Gentianales, Rubiaceae. The transcript has 2 exons. The record is from RefSeq and is a predicted model, not a curated record. Bases 452 to 1279 code for a protein of 275 amino acids.